UAAUCAUUUUUUUUUUCCUUCUAGUGAAUGGUAUUCAUUUUAAGUAUCAUAUCAUAUAGAGUAAUGAUUCUAUUAUGAGUACUACUUCAUAGCAAAAUGAAUCAUUCAGUGGGGAUAUGUUAGGUGGUGGUAGGUAGGUAGAGUAGAAGAAGAAAAUUUUCUUUAGUACUCUCAUCUCCAUAUCUACCAACCUCAUCAUCUGCUCUUCUUCCAAACUUAACCACUUCUUCAAAAACCCACUUCAUUUCCAGCUCAAUUAUAUUAAAGCUUUCAACUUUCUUAAACCCAUCUGUUUUGUUUUUCAUUUGAGUAACCCCAGUUAAUCAUAUCAAUGGCACAAGAAGUUGGAAAGCCAAAUGAAGAAGAGGUUGUUCUUGGAGAAGAAAUAGAUCAUGUGAGGUUAAUCACACUGAACCGACCCCGUCAAUUGAAUGUCAUCUCAUCAAGAGUGGUUUCUCUACUAGCAGAAUACUUGGAGAAGUGGGAAAAAGAUGACAAAGUAGAGCUUAUUUUAAUCAAGGGAGCAGGCAGAGCUUUUUCAGCUGGUGGAGAUCUGAAAAUGUUCUAUGAUGGCAGGACAGAAAAGGACUCUUGUUUGGAAGUGGUUUAUAGGAUGUACUGGCUUUGCUAUCAUAUUCAUACAUACAAGAAAACCCAGGUUGCUCUUGCUCAUGGAAUAUCAAUGGGUGGAGGUGCAUCAUUAAUGGUCCCAUUGAAAUUCUCAGUUGUCACAGAAAAAACUGUCUUUUCCACUCCAGAAGCAAGUAUUGGGUUUCAUACUGAUUGUGGCUUUUCCUACAUACAUUCUCGUCUCCCCGGAAACCUUGGUGAGUAUUUGGCCUUGACUGGAGCAAGGUUGAAUGGUAAAGAAUUGGUUGCAAUUGGUCUGGCAACUCAUUUCGUUCCUUCCGAGAAAAUACCUGAGCUAGAAAAGCGAUUGAUAAGCUUAAAUUCUGGCAAAGCUGAUGCAGUCAAAUCAGCAAUUGAAGAAUUUUCCGUGGAAGUUAAACUUGAUGAUGAAAGUGUUCUAAACAAGCAAUCUAUUAUUAAUGAAUGUUUUUCAAAGGAUACUGUGGCUGAGAUCAUACAAUCAUUUGAAGUAGAAUCCAAAAAAGAAGGAAAUGGGUGGAUAGGUCCUGUUCUAAAAGGGUUAAAAAGAUCGUCCCCGACUGGACUAAAUGUAACACUUAAAUCGAUUCGUGAAGGUAGAAAACAAUCACUCUCGGAAUGUUUGAAGAAGGAAUUUAGAUUAACAAUAAACAUAUUAAGAGCCACCAUAUCUAAUGAUGUGUAUGAGGGUAUCAGGGCUCUGACCAUUGACAAGGAUAAUUCUCCCAAGUGGUCUCCACCAUCUCUGGACAAAGUGGAUGAAGGAAAAGUUGACCUUAUAUUUCAGCAGUUUGAAGAAAAAUUAGAGCUUCAGAUUCCAGAAACAGAAGAAUGCAGGUGGGAUGGGAAAUAUGAGAAUUCAACCUAUGGCUUAUGUAAGACAACAAAAUGAGGAAUAAUCUUCAUCAACAACAUGAACUUGCUCAUCCAAGUUUAGCAUCUUGAAGGGCUGGUUUGUGUGUUUAUGUGACACUUUUUUCUUUAGCUCUUGUAGUGUCAAAAGGAAUCUAAGUCACAAAUCUUUAGCUUUGUAACUUUCUAGUAAAAUAAAUGCUCACUUCAGUACUAUUGGCUGAAGCAUAAAGAAGUGUGUCAUAUCAAAUAAAAUAAUGGUAUGUGGUGUUUGACAAAA
Molecule: messenger RNA, 1741 nt
Organism: Cannabis sativa
Lineage: Eukaryota; Viridiplantae; Streptophyta; Magnoliopsida; Rosales; Cannabaceae
Product: 3-hydroxyisobutyryl-CoA hydrolase-like protein 5
Exons: 16
Coding region: 332-1501 (389 amino acids)
Biological process (GO): L-valine catabolic process
Molecular function (GO): 3-hydroxyisobutyryl-CoA hydrolase activity
Source: RefSeq, a predicted model, not a curated record